CCCGGCGACAUUGGGAUGCCCCGAAUGACGUCACGAACCCCGCAGACUCAAACUCCCGGCAGCCAGCGCGCGGCCCCGCUAUGCACUUCCUGUCCAUUACGUCAUCUCUGUGCGCCGCGCGCGGGCAGUGCCGCCGCCAUGGUGCAGCUCGGGAGCCGCCUCCUGAGGGGCUACCGCGGCGGCCACGUCGUCAUCCGCUUCGCGCUCGGGGGCUGCACCAACCGGCCGUUCUUCCGCAUCGUGGCGGCCAACAGCCGGCGCGCCCGCGACGGGAAAUACCUGGAGCAGCUCGGCUGCCUUGACCCGCUGCCCAACGCGCACGGCGAGAAGGUGGCGGGGCUCAACCUGGAGCGGCUGCGGUACUGGCUGGGCUGCGGCGCGCAGCUGUCCCGGCCCGCCGAGAAGCUCCUGGGGCUGGCGGGGUUCCUGCCGCUCCACCCCAUGACGGUGACCGGCGCCGAGAGGCUGCGCCGGCGACGACAGCGCGAGCAGCAGCCCGAGGCUGCCCCUGCGGACGGCUCGGCCGAGCCCGGCACCGCGCCCUGACACCGGGAGGGUCUCGGGCGGCCGGGACUGCUCUGGGACUGCACCGGGAUCGCACCGGGAUCGCACCGGCCCGCGGACUCCUCCUGCCCUGUCAGUGCAUCUGACCCCAUUAAAAUGUUACCUCUACACCGUC
Molecule: messenger RNA, 679 nt
Organism: Poecile atricapillus (Black-capped chickadee)
Lineage: Eukaryota; Metazoa; Chordata; Aves; Passeriformes; Paridae
Gene: MRPS16
Product: mitochondrial ribosomal protein S16
Exons: 3
Coding region: 16-546 (176 amino acids)
Biological process (GO): mitochondrial translation
Cellular component (GO): mitochondrial small ribosomal subunit; ribosome
Molecular function (GO): structural constituent of ribosome
Source: RefSeq, a predicted model, not a curated record